Molecule: messenger RNA, 885 nt
Organism: Coffea arabica (coffee)
Lineage: Eukaryota; Viridiplantae; Streptophyta; Magnoliopsida; Gentianales; Rubiaceae
Source: RefSeq, a predicted model, not a curated record
AUGGCAAAGCUCACAGUCCUUGCAGCAAUUUUGCUGGUGGCCCUUUUGGCUAUUGCUUCAGCCACGGCCCACCGAACUACCAUAACCACCACUGUGCUGGAGGAUGAGGAGGACCCAGGACAAGGAGGGCAGUCGCAGAGAUGCCAGCAGAAAAUCCAAGAGCAGCAGCAGCAGCUCUGGCACUGCCAGCAAUACUUGUCUCAGAUGAGCCCUUCUGACUUGCGCAUGUACCCGCUGCCGGGGCAACAAGAGGAGCACCUCCGGCCCUGCUGCCAGACCCUUGAGAACUUCGACGAGCAGUGCGUGUGCGAGGCGGUUAUGUACGUUGUGAGGCAGCAACUGCAGCAAGGUGGAGGCUGGCAAGGGGAGGAGAUGCAGCAGCAGGUUAUACAGAAGGCUAAAAACCUCCCUCGCAAGUGCAACCUGGAACCACAGCAGUGCCAAAUCGGAGCUGUUUUCGUCUACUGCCGUAUCAACCGUAAGUGCAGAGUCUUUGCCACUCAGCAUCACCGUCAACCCCCGGUAUCCAAGGAGUCGGCUUUCUCCCGGAAAAGCUCAGGCGGAUCAUGCGAAGAGCAGCUCAAGAGGCAGCAGCUGGACCGCUUGAUUGAGGGGCUGAGAGGAACUCAGCAAACAUUUCUACCAACAGCAUCACAGACCAGCAGCUGUCUGGAGUUUCUGGCUUUUGGUAAUGAAUGCCGCUGCCGAGCCAUAAAGCAGGUACUAAGGCAAGAGUUGGAGGAAAUGGGGGGCAGUUGGGAGGAUGAUCCGCCGCAGGAGAUAGCUAGGAAGGCAAUUAACGUUCCUGAACAAUGCUCACAUUCAACCCCUCCCAUGCCCCAUAUUCCAAACAAGUCUUUUCAGAAUAAGGACCAAGUGUUAUGA